CGCAUUGUCAAACCACAGAUCUGUUAUUCAGAGCUCUCCUUCCAGAUCCUGAUCUGCAAUUCAAAACUUCAGAACUUUUGUUGUAUGAGUAUUAAUUGAAGAAUGAAGGCUUUAAUUCUCGUUGGAGGUUUCGGAACUCGAUUGAGGCCUCUUACCUUCAGCAUGCCAAAACCGCUUGUUGAUUUUGGAAACAAACCAAUGAUUUUGCAUCAGAUUGAAGCUCUGAAAGAUGCUGGAGUGACUGAAGUUGUAUUAGCUAUCAAUCACCAACAACCAGAGGUGAUGUUGAACUUUGUGAAGGAAUAUGAGAAGAAGCUAGACAUAAAAAUUACAUUUUCCCAGGAAACUGAACCCCUCGGAACAGCAGGGCCUCUCGCGCUGGCUCGGGAUAAGCUGGUCGAUGAAUCAGGCAAACCCUUUUUUGUACUUAACAGCGAUGUUAUCUGUGAAUAUCCAUUGCUUGAGAUGAUUGAAUUUCACAAAAUUCAUGGCGCUGAAGCUUCAAUCAUGGUGACCAAGGUUGAUGAUCCUUCUGAGUAUGGUGUGGUGGUUAUGGAGGAAACUACAUCGAGAGUUGAAAGUUUCGUAGAGAAACCGUUACAUUAUGUGGGGAACAAGAUUAACGCUGGGAUUUACCUCUUGAACCCAUCUGUUCUUGACAGGAUUGAGCUGAGACGGACGUCGAUAGAGAAAGAAAUAUUCCCUAAGAUAGCUUCAGAGAAGAAGCUUUACGCGAUGCUAUUGCCUGGUUUUUGGAUGGACAUUGGUCAACCAAAAGAUUACAUAACCGGGCAAAGAUUGUAUCUUGAUUCUCUAAGAAAGAAAUCUCUUCAGGAACUGGUCACAGGGGAUCAUAUAGUUGGGAAUGUUCUGGUGGAUGAGAGUGUGGUUAUAGGAGAAGGUUGUUUGAUCGGACCUGAUGUUGUGAUUGGUCCUGGAUGUGUGAUUGGUUCAGGUGUGAGAUUGUUUGGGUGUACUGUUAUGCGUGGUGUUCGGAUCAAGGAACAUGCCUGCAUCUCUAAUAGUAUUGUCGGAUGGGAUUCAACUGUCGGAAGAUGGGCUCGGGUUUUUAACAGAACGGUUCUUGGCAAAGAUGUUCAUGUUGCCGAUGCAGAGGUUUAUAGCAGCGGGACUGUUAUCUAA
Molecule: messenger RNA, 1143 nt
Organism: Eutrema salsugineum
Lineage: Eukaryota; Viridiplantae; Streptophyta; Magnoliopsida; Brassicales; Brassicaceae
Product: probable mannose-1-phosphate guanylyltransferase 3
Exons: 5
Coding region: 103-1143 (346 amino acids)
Biological process (GO): cell wall mannoprotein biosynthetic process; GDP-mannose biosynthetic process
Cellular component (GO): cytoplasm
Molecular function (GO): mannose-1-phosphate guanylyltransferase (GTP) activity; GTP binding
Source: RefSeq, a predicted model, not a curated record